Molecule: messenger RNA, 3615 nt
Organism: Entelurus aequoreus (snake pipefish)
Lineage: Eukaryota; Metazoa; Chordata; Actinopteri; Syngnathiformes; Syngnathidae
Product: zinc finger protein 2-like
Exons: 2
Coding region: 179-1672 (497 amino acids)
Biological process (GO): regulation of immune system process; negative regulation of transcription by RNA polymerase II; regulation of cytokine production
Source: RefSeq, a predicted model, not a curated record
ACUACUUAGGCGGGCAACAAGAUGGCGGACUGGGCGACUGCGGCGUCUUAAAGACGUUUCUACGAUCCACCCGCCAUAUAUAUUCUCAAAGAUUCGUCUUUUUGAAGACCACGGAACGCAGGUUGAGUUUGCAGCGGUGGAGUGUUACCUGAAGUGAAGAUUGAAGACGUGAUAGAAGAUGGACGACUACUGCUAUGCUAAGAUGGCGACGUCCGCUAAAAGAGAACAUGAAAGAGAAUCAGCGCCACCAACUUCCAGCAAAUCACCAACGGAGAUAAACACGAAAGAUGAAGAUAAAAUUGAGCGAGUUAAAGUUUCCAACAACAUAAUUUUGGAGACUAUCGUAAACCCUGAAAAGAGCGUCGAUGAGAAAUUAGCCGAAUAUGUUGAAGAAUGUAAAGAAAGAGCCGCCAUGAUUGUUAGCUUGAAGAAGGCAGUGGAGUUCACAUCAGAGGAGAUGAAAGAAUGCAAAAGUCAAAUAAAGAAACUGGAAGAGCAAAACAAGCGCUUGUGUAAAGAAAAUAAUGAUUUGAAAGAAGAGAUGUUGGGGAAGAGUAAGAGAUGUGCAGUGUGUGAAGAGAAGACUGGACCACAUGUUUACAUCAACGUGCAGAGGAUUGGAGACGUCCAGCAGCUGAUCGGUAAUCCAGAAGAAGUUUCCCCUCAGUUAGGGGGGAGCUCCACUUUGAAGCAGGAGACUCCACAACCACCCUGCAUUAAAAAGGAAGAGGAAGAACUCUGCAUCACUCAGGAGGGAGAGUGUCUUCUAGGACGAGAGGAAGCUGAUUACACCAAGUUUCCACUGAGUAUUCUCUCUGUGAAGACUGAAGAUGAUGAAGAGAAACCACAAGGAGACAACCUCUUAGCUCCACUAUUAGAUCGUGAGGCUAAAGACGAGGUUGAAGAACCUUUAAGCAGCGAUACAGACUGUGAAGGUGAUAUGAGGACUCACACUGACAACAAACACUCUGAAUGCUCUACAAAGAAGAGAGGUAAAACAUGUUUGAGCUGCUCAGUUUGUGCUGAAAAUUUUACUAAAAAGAGCAGUUUGACUGAACACAUGAGAACACACUCAGGUGAAAAAACAUUCAAGUGUUCAGUUUGUGGCAAAAGCUUUUCUCAAAAUAGCUCUUUGACUCGACACAUGAGAACACACACAGGAGAAAGAACAUGUAAUUGUUCAGUUUGUGGCAAAAGCUUUUCUCGAAAUAGCUCUUUGACUCAACACAUGAGAACACACAGAGGAGAAAAACCAUGUAAUUGUUCAGUUUGUGGCAGAAGCUUUUCUCAAAAUAGCAAUUUGACUCGACACAUGAGAACACACAAAGGAGAAAAAACAUGUAAUUGUUCAGUUUGUGGCAAAAGCUUUUCUCGAAAUAGCAAUUUGACUCAACACAUGAGAAUGCACAAAGGAGAAAAACCAUGUAAAUGUUCAGUGUGUGGCAAACGCUUUUCUGUAAAGAGAACAUUGACUCACCACAUGAGAACACACACUGGACCAAAACCAUUUAAUUGUUCAGUUUGUGGUACAAGCUUUUCUUAUAACAGCUCUUUAUGUCGACACAUGAGAACACACGCUGGAGGAAAACCAUUGAGUUGUUCAGUGUGCUGUAAAAGGUUCACACAUAAUGCAGACGUAGUAAAACACAUAAAAACACACACUGGAAAAUAACCAAUUAGCUGUUUAGUUUGUGGUAUGUUGCUCAUAUGUGGUGACAUCCACCCUACCCAGGACCCUCCCAAAUGUAAAGAAAGUGAACAGUGUGUGAUUUACUGCAAUACUGUCGUCUUUUAAGUUUUCAUUUGUGCUUUGUUGAAAUUGUUCACACAUUGCACUGCUUUUAUUUUUCUAUCAAUACACAUUAUGCCUAGAAGACAGGAAGUAACUCAACACUUUUGAAUAGUUUCUACCUCAGUUUGUAUGGUUUGUUGAGUUAGCACAGGAUUAAUAUGUGGAAAUGACAAAUGAGGUAGUUGAUACAUAAAAUAGUUUUUAGUAGAGAUGUUUGAUAAUGGCUUUUUUGCCGAUAUCCGAUAUUCCCCAACUCUUAAUUACAGAUACCGAUAUCAACCGAUACCAGUUGUGGAAUUAACACAUUAUGCCUAAUUUUGUUGUGAUGCCCCGCUGGAUGCAUUAAACAAUGUAACAAGGUUUUCCAAAAUAAAUCAACUCAAGUUAUGGAAAAAAAGUGCCAACAUGGCACUGCCAUAUUUAUUAUUGAAGUCACAAAGUGCAUUAUUUUUUUAACAUGCGUCAAAACAGCAGCUUGGAAUUUGGGACAUGCUCUCCCUGAGAUAAUCCUGAUACCCACUACAACUAUGGGAAACACUGUAUAACUUUGACAUUCACAAAGGGCUUUUUUUUUAAAAACAUGCCUCAAAACAACAGCUACAAAAACAAUGAAGGCACACAGCUUCAGUCCAGAGUAUACUAUAAACUGGGCUUAAUCUGCCCUGUUCUUAACGUAUUCAUAUGAGUAACAAAAAUGUGCAAAUAAAAACAAGAAAGGCACAAAAAUAAAAAACUGCUUCAGUCUAGACUAUUAGAUAACACAGCCAUUCUUUAAAGUGCAUGAACAUUAAUAAAACUGCUUCAGUCUAGACUAGUAGAUAACACAGCCAUCCUUUAAAGUGCAUGAACAUUAAUAAAACUGCUUCAGUCUAGACUAGUAGAAAACACAGCCAUCCUUUAAAGUGCAUGAACAUUAAUAAAACUGCUUCAGUCUAGACCAGUAGAAAACACAGCCAUUCUUUAAAGUGGAUGAACAUUAAUACAACUGCUUCAGUCUAGACUAGUAGAAAACACAGCCAUCCUUCAAAGUGCAUGAACAUUAAUAAAACUGCUUCAGUCUAGACUAGUAGAAAACACAGCCAUUCUUUAAAGUGCAUGAACAUUAAUAAAACUGCUUCAGUCUAGACUAGUAGAAAACACAGCCAUCCUUUAAAGUGCAUGAACAUUAAUAAAACUGCUUCAGUCUAGACCAGUAGAAAACACAGCCAUUCUUUAAAGUGGAUGAACAUUAAUACAACUGCUUCAGUCUAGACUAGUAGAAAACACAGCCAUCCUUUAAAGUGCAUGAACAUUAAUAAAACUGUUUCAGUCUAGACUAGUAGAAAACACAGCCAUCCUUUAAAGUGCAUGAACAUUAAUAAAACUGCUUCAGUCUAGACUAGUAGAAAACACAGCCAUUAUUUAAAGUGGAUGAACAUUAAUACAACUGCUUCAGUCUAGACUAGUAGAAAACACAGCCAUCCUUUAAAGUGCAUGAACAUUAAUAAAACUGCUUCAGUCUAGACCAGUAGAAAACACAGCCAUCCUUUAAAGUGGAUGAACAUUAAUACAACUGCUUCAGUCUAGACUAGUAGAAAACACAGCCAUCCUUUAAAGUGCAUGAACAUUAAUAAAACUGCUUCAGUCUAGACUAGUAGAAAACACAGCCAUCCUUUAAAGUGCAUGAACAUGAAUAAAACUGCUUCAGUCUAGACCAGUAGAAAACACAGCCAUUCUUUAAAGUGGAUGAACAUUAAUACAACUGCUUCAGUCUAGACUAGCAGAAAACACAGCCAUUCUUUAAAGUGCAUGAACAUUAAUAAAACUGCUUCAGUCUAGACUAG